Molecule: messenger RNA, 2467 nt
Organism: Triplophysa dalaica
Lineage: Eukaryota; Metazoa; Chordata; Actinopteri; Cypriniformes; Nemacheilidae
Product: eukaryotic translation initiation factor 4 gamma 1-like
Exons: 6
Coding region: 205-726 (173 amino acids)
Cellular component (GO): eukaryotic translation initiation factor 4F complex
Molecular function (GO): mRNA binding; translation initiation factor activity
Source: RefSeq, a predicted model, not a curated record
UUUGACUUUAUACACACAUUUGAUCCCCUUCUGAUGUCCUGUGAAGUAUUUACAUGCAUGGCAGUUGUCCGCAGACGGAAGUGAAGAAGCACGAUCUAUCGAUCGAUGUUUUCUUUCUUGUUGUCUCUCACAGUUUGCGAGUACAGUGGCACGUGACUCUACAUUACUUGCAUCACUUUCUCAAAGCGAUUUAUUGUCGACAUCAUGGGACACAUGUUCAGUCUUUUGAUGUCUAUAAGACCAUCAAGCAGCGGAUCACUGGACAAUGAAGUGCACCGACUACCUGCACACAAAAUUCUCAAUGUUCAGCUGGAUAAAGACGUCCAGCUAAACAAGUCGUCUCUUGAUUGGAGGCCCAGCGUCAACAAAGAGGUGACAAGCAGUCAAGUUUCAAAGGACAAGAAAACUGAGGAACUUGUGUGGAGCUUCAGGAGCAUCCUCAACAAGUUGACCCUCGAGAAAUUUUACCAGCUGAUGGUGAAGGUGAAUAAGCUGCGGAUCAACACGAUGGUGCGUAUCAGGCAUGUCGCCGAGCUGGUGCGUGAGAAUGCCAUCUCUGGGACCAGCUUCUCUGUCAUGUACAGGAGUAUGUGCAGAAAUAUGGCAAACUUGAAAGACCCCUCCAAACCAAGGUCGUCCUUCAAGUCAAUUCUGCUCCGAUUCUACUGGCUGCACCAGCUGGCGAACAGGAAAUACUUAGACAAGAGCUUGCAGAGACCAAGGUGAAAGCUAGAAGACGCUCCAUUGGAAACGUCAACUUCAUCGGGGAGCUCUUCAAACAGAAGGUGUUGAAGGAGACCAUCAUCUUGAGUCCAUCUGCAAGCUGCUCACCACCGUGGGCAAAGAACUGGACGUCGGGGAAGGAAAGGUAAAGGUUUAUGUGUUUGGUUGUGUGUCCGCAAAACAACAUAAUGAUGUAUUUAUUGAUGCUUGUGGAUGUUUUUGACUCUUGGGUUUCUUUUUAGAUCAAAAUGGACGAGUACAUUCACCAGAUGGAAACGUUGGUGAAGGAGCGCAAAACAUCUACGCGGAUCCGUUUCAUGAUGCAGGAAGUCAUAGACCUCAGACUUGUGAGUUGUGUAAGAUUCUCACUUUACUAAUAUUGAAAAAUAUAUUUUAAUCACAGGAAUAUUUUUUUUAGAAUUUAUGGGUACCACGAAGGGCAAAUCUGGGUCCCGAGACCAUCACCCAGAUCCAUGAGGAGGCCAAGAGGGAAGAGGAGAUAGAACAGCAGAAAGUCAGCCUUCCACUGUUCAGGGAGUUGAAGAAAGAAGAUGAAAGCCCCAUCUCAUUAAGACCACAGAGUCCAUGGUUCUUCUCCCGGGCACCAAUAAAGUGGGAAAAACAACCAGAGCUGCCCCGGAUCUCAUCUCAAGCCCUAUCUGAGGAUUCUUGUUUGAGCGAAGCGAUACCAGAGCUUCCCCUGUCCCAGAUCCCACCCUCAGCCUCAUCCCAAUCUGAAGAGUCUCCAAAGUAGUGUUGUCAAAAAUAUCGAUAUUUCGAUAAAUAUCGAUACUGAAAUAUCUGAACGAUACCAAUACUAAUUUCCCGAAGUAUCGAUACACCGAUCCUAUCCGAGCUGCCACUUUCACAUAUCUCCAAAGGCCAGUUAACAAACACCACACGUGACCGCAGUGCCUGUCACGUGUCUCGUCUCAUUCGCUCUGGUUAAAAAGUGAAGUGAAUAUAAAUAUGGCGUGUGCGGCGCCUCCGCAACCGGCUUUGGUUGAUAAAGAACACCGCAGAAGUGCUAUCUGGAAAUAUUUUGGAUAUGUAGCAAAUGAACAUGGAAUGCCGAAGGACACAAACCAGCCACUAUGCAAGAGUUGCUACAGAGCAGUGCUAACAAAAGGCGCUAACAGCUCUAAUAUAGCAAUAUGAGUGUGGUCUCGUUUUUUCACCGUAGUUCGUAAAGUUAAUAUAAUCCGACUGAGGAAUCUUUAACUGUGAAUCUUUAAAUACUUUAACUGUGGUCAAAUGUAAAUUAACUUGUGCUUAAUUAACUUCAAUUCUGUAAUUUGUCUUCAUGUCGAUCUGGUGAGCAUUGUUUUCGCGUGUGAUGCACGCACGUUUGCGUGUGUUGAUCGGUGAUAUGUGAAUCCGGCAUUAAAAUAUGUUCAUCAAAUAAUGUUAUGUAUUAACCAGCAUUUAUGAACGACGAGCAAUGCAUUUGCUACAGUAUAUUUUAAUCUUUGAUGACAGUAUGUAAUAAAAUACAACGGAUAAUUUUUGCUCUGGUCCAAUGAAAAAAAAUAUUAACAGAUAGAACUUUGGAUUUUAAUUAGUACAUGUAUUAGUAAAUGUUAGUUUAAAUGAACUUUUAACUAAGAUUAAUACAUGUUUUGGAAGUAUUUUUAAUUGUUUACUCAUGUAACUAAUAUCUAUUACCAUUAACUUAAGUUCUCAGAUUAGUUACAUAGUUCAGUUCAUUUUAAAAGUGUGGUCAAAAAAAAGAUUGUUUGGCAUU